This is a messenger RNA of Gamsiella multidivaricata, 485 nucleotides long. RefSeq names its product bola protein. The record is from RefSeq and is a predicted model, not a curated record. Bases 40 to 396 code for a protein of 118 amino acids. NCBI's taxonomy places the organism in Eukaryota, Fungi, Mortierellomycota, Mortierellomycetes, Mortierellales, Mortierellaceae. The transcript is spliced from 2 exons.
CAUUCUUGCACUCACAUACAUCCACCCUCACCUUCCACAAUGUCAUUCCGCAGCCUCGCCCCCCUGAUGCGCUUUGGUCACACGGGCCCGACCGCACAACGAUUCCUCUCCACCUCUCUUCCCCUUUUCAACAGCGUCGUCUCGUCCACUCCACCAGCGUCUUUGAACGAGGGUGAGAAGCACCUCUACUCAAAGUUGUUUGAAAAGUUCCAGCCCAGCAAACUAAUUGUUGAGGAUAUUUCAGGCGGUUGCGGAUCGAUGUAUCAGGUCGAGGUGGUCAGCCCUGCAUUCAAGGAUCUGUCUAUGGUUAAGCAGCACCGCCUUGUGAACGAGACGUUAAAGGAGGAGAUCAAGGGCAUGCAUGGCAUCCGUUUGACCACAAAGGCCUCUGCAUGAACUCUGUAACCAUAUUCACCGUCCUAGAUAGUAUAUAUAUAUCAUUGAUCCUCUCGACGCAUUUUGCUCAGGAAAAAAAAAAAAAAGAC